Molecule: messenger RNA, 1962 nt
Organism: Drosophila ficusphila
Lineage: Eukaryota; Metazoa; Arthropoda; Insecta; Diptera; Drosophilidae
Gene: loopin-1
Product: cytosol aminopeptidase
Exons: 1
Coding region: 206-1789 (527 amino acids)
Biological process (GO): proteolysis
Cellular component (GO): cytoplasm
Molecular function (GO): metalloaminopeptidase activity; manganese ion binding
Source: RefSeq, a predicted model, not a curated record
UUCAGUUUUAUUUGGAUUUUCGUCCGGGUCACAGAUGAGCUGGCAAUAGAAACUACGAUACAAAAUUCCCAGUUAAAAAAAUAGUCGAUAAAAAUUGUGUGCUAACAAGCUCAGUGACCUUUAGAUAAACACUAGAGAACAAUACGCGAUUGUCAAAAUUCUCCGUGUUACAUUUUGAUAAUUGUGAACUAUUUUGCUAUUGAAAAUGCCGUCCUACAAGGAUAUAUCUUUGAUGCGCGUCGGCCUGCGGUUGGUGGGCAGGAGUAACCUCCACCAGAAGUCGCUCGGCAGUAUCCGCUGCUAUGCGAUGGAGUGCAAGAAUCCCAAGGGCGUGGUCGUGGGCGUUUACGCCAAGGAUGGCGACAAGCCGCCAAAGACAACGGCCAACGCCGUCACCCUGGACGAUGCCCUCGGUGGCAAGCUGUUGACCCUGAUCCGCGAGCGUGGAAUGGACGGAUCCCCCGGCAAGGGACUGCUCUUCAGCGGAUUCGAAGGAGAGUACCAGGGUGUGGCCGUCGUUGGUGUGGGCAAACAGGGUGCUGCCUACGACGAGAACGAGGAGCUGGACGAGGGCAUGGAGAAUGUCCGUGUGGCAGCGGGAACCGGAGCUCGUGCUCUGCAGCUCCACGGAAUGUACGAGGUGCACGUGGACGCCAUGGACUAUCCGGAGCAGGCGGCCGAGGGAGCUGCGCUCGCCGUUUGGCGGUACAACGCCAACAAGAGGAAGAAGAACCGCCUGCACACCCCCAAGCUGGAUAUGUACGGCAAGGGUGACCGCGAUGCCUGGGUGCGUGGUCUCUUCAAGGCGGAGUCGCAGAAUCUGGCGAGGCGCUUGUCCGACACUCCUGCCAACAUGAUGACGCCCUCCAUCUUUGCCCAGGCCGCCGUGGAUGCUCUGUGUCCCUGUGGUGUUUCCGUGGAGGUGCGUUCCAUGGACUGGAUCGAGGACAUGAACCUGAACUCCUUCCUGAUGAUCGCCAAGGGUUCCUGCGAACCUCCUCUGCUGCUGGAGUGCAGCUACUGCGGCACUUCACCCGAAGAUCGGCCCGUUCUCCUCCUUGGCCAGGGUUUGACCUUCCACAGUGGCGGUCUGUGCUUGAAGCCCAAGAAGGGAAUGGACCAGUACCGAGGCGCCAUGGCAGGAGCUGCUGUUUGUGUGGGAGUCCUGCGAGCAGCUGCUGCUCUAUCCUUGCCCAUGAACAUCACAGCUGUGAUGCCGCUCUGCGAACACAUGCCCUCUGGAAUGGCGGUGAAGUGCGGCGAUGUGGUUACCCUGCUCAAUGGCACCACCAUGGGCAUCAAGAACGUGGACAAGGCACCGGUGGUGCUCCUGGCGGAUCCCCUUCUCUACGCCCAGGCCACCUUCAAGCCCAAACUGGUCAUCGACAUCGGAACCGUGGCCAUGGGCGUCAACUAUGCCGUCGGUGGCGGAGCCAGUGGCUUGUGGACCACCUCGAAGUCGGUGUGGCAGAACUUCAGGAAGUCGGGCGGUCUGACCGGCGAUCGCAUCUGGCGCUUCCCGCUGUUCAAGUACUACAAGCAGAUCGUCAACAAGAACGUCACCUACGAUCUGUGCAACACGGGAAGGGGUCCUGCCUCCUCCUGCUUGGCGGCUGCCAUCCUCCACUCGCUGGUGCCCUGCGUGGACUGGGCUCAUCUGGACAUCCGCGGCACCGGCAUGACCACCAAGAUCAACCCGAGGCCCUACCUGCUCAAGGACUCGAUGACCGGACGUCCGACGCGCACAGUAAUCCAGUUUAUGUACCAGAUGGCCUGUUCCGGCCAGUAAAGAUUCUUCAUGGCUUGUGGGUCUGGAUGAUUUUGGAGUCCCAUGUAUUCGAUUUUCAACUGUUUUGGUACAGUGUUUGCACAGACUAGAAUUUAAUGGUUUACCCUGGGAUCGGACUGAUAGUAAAUGUGCACUCCAAUAUCGUUAAAUAAAUUGUGUACAUAACAUACAAA